Molecule: messenger RNA, 7649 nt
Organism: Neofelis nebulosa (Clouded leopard)
Lineage: Eukaryota; Metazoa; Chordata; Mammalia; Carnivora; Felidae
Gene: ZNRF3
Product: zinc and ring finger 3
Exons: 9
Coding region: 1763-4195 (810 amino acids)
Biological process (GO): Wnt receptor catabolic process; negative regulation of canonical Wnt signaling pathway; ubiquitin-dependent protein catabolic process
Molecular function (GO): frizzled binding; ubiquitin protein ligase activity
Source: RefSeq, a predicted model, not a curated record
AAUCAUUUAUGUUGCAUAUGCUUUAAAGAAAGCAGGUUAUUUUUUAAAGCUAGGUGCACCCCUUCCUCUCUGGGCUGUCCCAGAGCAGCAGGUGGUUGUCUGGUGGUUCUUGUGUGUUAGGGUCCUCUCCCUCCACACUUCUGACACCCGCCCCCUUCUUGGCGCCAGCAUUUUCUCACCGGUUACCCAUGUGCUCUGGUGUGUGACCUCAUUUCCUAUGGAACGAAAGGUUUCUGUAGGAAAACAGGGCGCUGGGUGAGACGGGCCCUGCAAGCCCCCUUGCCUGGCAAGAGUAUCUAUCCCCUGUCAGAGCAGUGACUCAUGCAUGCUUCAGGGAACAGCAGCUGACCAGAAUGAUCAAGAGCCUGGUGCCUGGGUGGUCACUGCCAAGCGAAGAACACGGGGGAGGAGGAAAGGAAAAAGUGAGGAGGGAGGGUUUAAAAACCACUCAUUGGCCUCCGGAGGGUGGGGCAUAAAAGGACCCAAGGAGCGCUGGCUGUUUGGACUACGGUAGGACCAGCAGGGAGAGACCGGUGGGUGUCAGGCCUGGUUGGUCUCCAUCGGUGUUCACAGCCCCUGUUCCUCUCCGACCACAGAGUAGGCCCUGCGGCAGUGGCCCCAUACCCAGGACUUGUUCCUGGCACCCUGCAUUCCUGGCAAUGAUCUGCCCCAGGCUCAAGCCUUAGGCGGGUGUGCCUCUCAAGCCUGUGCUUUGGUCUCACUGCCCCCAAAAGAGGCUGUCACUGAGUGGGGGAGUUUGGAGUCUGCCACCGGUUCCCCCAGAAAGCCAAGCUUCCGGUCUUCGCACCAGGUGGGGAAGGCAGACUGGUGUCUGCUCACUUCCCCAAGACAGGCCCCUAUUGGUACAGGCCAUCUGUCUCCACCUGUUUCAGGAUGUUCCAUAGGUUCCACCAGUCUUUGAGGCUGAAGAAAAGCCAGCGUCCCCUGAGUGAUGAUGGGAGGGUGCUGUAAAAAUCUGCAUCUCCUGCCAUCUCUUCCUGUGGGUUUGCCCAAGGGUAGUCAUUUGGUGAGCGUUUUCCCUUGGUCAGAGUUUUAAAGGACCUUGCCUUCCUCCAGAGAGUGGAAGGAACAAACAUUGCAGGUGCACGGGCUUGUUUUCUAAGAGGUUUGACAUCAGAGAUGUGCUCACACAGGGGCCUGGGGCCUGAUAAAGAUCCACAUUGAGGCAGAGUCACUUGUAGUGGCUGAGGUCGCGGUUGCCCAGAGACAACUAUGGCUGCAUUAGCACUAACCACCAGUAAGAGGCCCAUCAGCAAAUGCCACCGCAGGGGAUGUGCAUGCAGUUAAUAAACCAAAUCCUGAAAGUCUCAAAUGCGCAGAAUCUUGAGUUCCAAGGAGAUGUGGUAGAGAGCAGACCUUUCUCAAUCUGAGUCAAAGGAAACCGGAGAUGAGGUGACCAGCAGCAAGCUACGGUCUAUGCUUGAAGUAGCAGCGACCUAGGUGUUUGAUGCUAACCCUGAGGGCAAAAGCUGAUCUUUCUGGGUUAAUCAACAAACAUUUUUUUGGCCAUUUACCCUGUGCCAGGCCCUUUGCUGGAUUCUGGGAAUUCAGCAGGAAAGAAGUCUGACACAUUGGCCGCCCUCUAGUGAGGAGGCACUUUGAGUAAACAAUUGCAGUGUGAUGUCAUAAGAGCUGCAACAGUGGGGCACAGUCAGGCCACAGGCAGUAACAGUGUAAAGGGAAUAACACCUAAGUCGACCAAGAAUUAGAAGAGGGUGGCAUCAGUGGGGAUGGAAAAGCAAUGGAUGGAUUUGGAAGAUGGAAUCAGCAAAACUUGGCCAAGCGGGCAGUGCAGCGGGGAGCCACUGCCGUCAUCUUUGAUGUAUCAGAAAACCCAGAAGCUAUUGACCAGCUAAACCAGGGCUCAGAAGACCCACUCAAGAGGCCGGUGGUGUACGUGAAGGGUGCAGAUGCCAUCAAGCUGAUGAACAUCGUCAACAAGCAGAAAGUAGCUCGAGCAAGGAUUCAGCACCGCCCGCCUCGACAACCCACCGAGUACUUCGACAUGGGGAUUUUCUUGGCGUUCUUCGUCGUGGUCUCCUUGGUCUGCCUCAUCCUCCUUGUCAAAAUCAAGCUGAAGCAGCGGCGCAGUCAGAAUUCCAUGAACAGGCUGGCCGUACAGGCUCUGGAGAAGAUGGAAACCAGAAAGUUCAACUCCAAGAGCAAGGGGCGCCGGGAGGGCAGCUGCGGGGCCCUGGACACGCUCAGCAGCAGCUCCACGUCCGACUGCGCCAUCUGCCUGGAGAAGUACAUCGACGGAGAGGAGCUGCGGGUUAUCCCCUGUACUCACCGCUUUCACCGGAAGUGCGUGGACCCGUGGCUGCUGCAGCACCACACCUGCCCCCACUGUCGGCAUAACAUCAUAGAACAAAAGGGAAACCCGAGCACUGUGUGUGUGGAGACCAGCAACCUUGCGCGCAGCCGGCAGCAGAGGGUGAUCCUGCCGGUGCACUACCCCGGCCGCGUGCACAGGACCAAUGCCAUCCCGGCCUACCCUACCAGGACAAGCAUGGACUCCCACGGGAACCCCGUCACGCUGCUGACUGUGGACCGGCACGGGGAGCAGAGCCUCUAUUCCCCACAGACCCCCACCUACAUCCGCGGCUACCCGCCCCUGCACCUGGACCACACCCUGGCCCCUCACCGCUGCGGCCUGGAGCACCGGGCCUACUCACCAGCUCACCCCUUCCGCAGGCCCAAGUUCAGCGGCCGCAGCUUCUCCAAGGCAGCUUGCUUCUCCCAGUAUGAGACCAUGUACCAACACUACUACUUCCAGGGCCUCAGCUACCCAGAGCAGGAGGGCCAGGCUCCCCCGGGCCUCUCUCCCAGGGGCCCGACCCGCGCCUUCCCCCCGAGUGGCGGUGGCGGCGGUGGCGGCGGCCUGCUGUUCCCCACCGUGGUGCACAUGGCCCCGCCCUCCCACCUGGAGAGCGGCAGCACGUCCAGCUUCAGCUGCUACCACGGCCACCGCUCAGUGUGCAGCGGCUACCUGGCCGACUGCCCGGGCAGCGACAGCAGCAGCAGCAGCAGCAGCUCCGGCCAGUGCCACUGCUCCUCCAGCGACUCCGUGGUGGACUGCACCGAGGUCAGCAACCAGGGCGUGUACGGGAGCUGCUCGACCUUCCGCAGCUCCCUCAGCAGCGACUAUGACCCCUUCAUCUACCGCAGCCGGAGCCCCUGUCGCACCAGCGACGUGGGGGGUUCCGGUGGCUCAGGCCGGGGGCCUGUCGUGUGCCUUGAGGGCUCCCCGCCUCCAGAGGAGCUCCCAGCAGCCCACGGUCAAGGUGUGGGGCGGGGAGAGCCUUGGCCCAGCCCUGCCUCUCCCUCGGGGGACCAGCUGUCCACCUGUAGCCUGGAGAUGAACUACAGCAGCAACUCCUCCCUGGAGCACAGGGGGCCCGCCAGCUCUACCUCAGAAGUGGGGCUCGAGCCUUCUCCCGGGGCUGCCCCGGAUCUCAGGAGGACCUGGAAGGGGGGCCGCGAGGGGCUGUCGUGUGCCUGCUGCUGCGAGCCCCAGCCCGCCACGCUGGAGCCCAGUGCAGGAGUGGCCGGGGGCAGCACGCUGUUCCUGGGUCUCCCGCCCUGUGAGGCCUGUGGCACCACGGGUGGGGAGUCACAGCCGGGAAGCUCCCAGGGCCUGUACGGUCUUCACCCAGACCAUUUGGCCAGGACAGAUGGGGUGAAAUAUGAGGGCCUGCCCUGCUGCUUCUAUGAAGAGAAGCAGGUGGCCCAUGGUGGCGGAGGGGGCAGCGGCUGCUACACUGAGGACUGCUCCGUGAGCGUGCAGUACACGCUCGCCCAGGAGGCCCCGCCCAACUGCCACCCAGGGGCCCGGGACCUGAGCCAGCGCAUCCCCAUCAUUCCGGAGGAUGUGGACUGUGACUUAGGCCUGCCCUCAGACUGCCAAGGGACCCGUGGCCUCAGCCCCUGGGGUGGGACCCUGGGCCCGGAUGCCCUGCGGCCCCACAGAAGCUUGGGAGCAGCCCAGGAAGAAGAGCCGGUUCUCUGCUGCCAGGCCAGGGCACCGCUCUCGCCCGGCUGCCCUCUGGAGGGUGCAGAGGCCACCAGGGCCAGCUUCCCCGGUACCCCCCAGGACACUCAGGAGUCCAGCGCCACAGCCACUGAGGCUGCAGGACAGAGAUCUCGCCCAGCAGACGGCGGCACGGGAGCCUGAGCUCAGAAGGAAUUCUGGAAAUGGGGACUAUAUGGAGACUCCAAGCUCUGACUUCCUUCAGGAAAGAAAAAAAAAGAAAAAAAAAAGAUUUUUUUUAGCUUUGACAAACACACAAAAGUGGUAAUAAAGAGAGCCCUCCUUCUCAACCCAAAAUGUGAGCCACCUGUGGCAAACCGCCCCCAUCCCCACCCCCCAUUAACAAACCAACAGACAAAAUUCUCUGAGUCUUUUGCCUCUUUUGAUAACAUGGUAUUCUGUUUUGUAAAGUGUGUGUGCUUGGGGUUCUGAGGUGUGUGGGAUUGAGUUCUCUGCUUUGUUUUUUUUUUAAGAUAUUAUAUGUAAAUGUAAAGUUAUUUAAAUAUAUAUUUUAAAGAACCCUAACCACCAACUUUUGCUGAAAAAAAAAAAAAAAAAAUCACUGCUGCAUUAAUUGAACCACAUCAUGUGUAGAUACUGUUGUCUCCCCGGAGGGGGCUCAGGCCUUUGAAAAGCUCAGGGCUACACCUGCCUUAGAAAAUGAACCAGAAACUUGAAGUAAAGCUAGUUGAUAUGGGUACAGACUCUGAGGAACAAUGCAAUGCUGCCUCUUUCUUUCUUGUGGCAAAUCCCAACGUGCAAAGUUUCGGGUCUUCUCAGAAGCCAUGCCUCUCCAGCCCACACCUUUAGGCAGCUGAUGGAAACAGCUAGGAACAGGGCGGAAGGUCUGCAGCACUGAGGAGCUGGGACAAGCCAUUGCUACACAAAGCCCCAGGGUGACAGGGACAAUUCAGCCCAGUGUCCUCUAAGUCUGUCCCUUUGGAUCAGCGUCUUAGAUAAAAGGACAGAGUUCACAGUCCUGAACUUGGGCUUCCUGCUACUGGCUGCAGAAAUGGUUCGAAGGGGGGUGUGGGGACAAACACCCGGGAGGAAUGUAGUUUUGCGGCCUUGGUGUCUAGGGAGCAGAGAGUGUCCCGGAGAAGGGACGGAGGGCGCUGGAGUGUGCCUGCAGGGGGUGCACAGCCAGCAUCCUUGGGCUGCCUUCCUGGGGAUCCCACGGGGUCAGCACCGAGCUCCGUUUGAAUGAUACGUUUCCCAUCCCAUUUCCCUCUGGAAGCUCGCUUCAGGGUCUUUCAGCCCAUUGCCUCACGGCUGAAAUUGCUCAUCUCACCUGCAAAUGUCUACUAUGCUUUCUACCUAAUGCACUAUUAUGUAUUGAUUCUCCAGGAGACAGAGAAAGAGACUAUCAGAUAGUUUAGACCCAAAGGGUAGGCCUUUGUAUCUUUUUCCAGCCUUUUGCUGUUCUUGUUUUUAAGAGGAAGGGAGAGUUUUAAAACCCAAACCAUUUUUUUUUUUAAAAGAUGUUUCCACUUUUAAAAGGGAGAAUCUAUUUAAAGCUAUUUCAGAUCAGGGAUUGUCAUCCUUUUUGUCCAAUCAAUGUACUUCCUGUUCUUAAGAAAGUUUUUUUUAGAAGAAACUAAUCACAUUAGCCCUUGUGUUCACUAACUCCUCUGGUCACUUUGAUUCAUUUGUCAUCUGAAAUGCUCAUUUGCGGAAUAGGAACCUCACAGCCUACCCCCCCCUCCCCCGCUGCCCUCCUAGUGGGGAAAUAGAGACCACCCUGGGUUGCCAUCAUCGGUAAUGUAAGGCUCAGGGGAAGUCAGCCCAAAGUCCAGAUGAGAAUGUUUUGACUGAGAGUCUCACUGUAUCCCAAGCCUUUUUGCUUUUCUUUUUUUUUUUUUUUUUUUAACCCAGCCUGUGAUGAGGACAUUUACCUACUUGUAGCCAGAUUUUGACAGAAAUUCCAACAUCAACUGAUGGGGCCAUUUGCCAUUUAGGAACUCACCAUGGUGAGAUGUGUCCUCCAGUCCCUGAGGUACAGUCCCUUGGGGGCUGCUCCCCCCACCCCGGGCUGAUGCCCAGCACACCUGUUGGCGAGGGUGUGGGAAGCGCCUAAGCUGUUGACAUGUGAUCCCGGCCGCCUUUAUUUCUCCGGCCAGGAGUAGCAGCUGCUGGGGACAACAGCUUGCAUCACGUGGUUUUAGGGGAAGGAUGGGGGGCAUGGCUUCUAACAUGGGUUGCAAAAACCAGCUUCUCAUUGUUGAGAUUUUCUUGUUGUUGUUUGUGGUUUUGUUUUUUGUUUUGUUUUUAAUGCCUUUGAGUGCAUACUCUUUGAAACCAUAGCCCCAAAGUGGCUUUCUUUAGCCCUGCUUGGAAAACUACUCCUCAACAGCCUUAAGCAAUAAAUAGAUGAGUAGAUAAUGUGGCUUCAAUGGGGCUUAUUAACAUAAAUGUGUCUGAUUUUCAUUUGAAAGAGCAAUAAUAAUUACAGAUGGCAAAAAGAAACAUUUAAUUGCUAUAGUUUACAGGGUAGUAGAAACAGGAAAAUGAAAUGUUAAAACUUUAAGUAUCAGCCAUUGUCUUAAAUUUGUGUUGGCCCACCAGACAAGGAGGUCACCAGAAUGUAGUGGUAACCCAAGUAUAUUGCCUAGGCAUUCAAAUGGAAAGGAAUGUCUUCUUCGAAGUUAUAAGACUCCAAUAAUAAUGACAAGUACCUUUGUCGGUGGCCUCUCAGUGGUGUGCUGGGGUCAUAUAGCCUUGGAAACUGGGAGCAUCACAUUUUCCAUUGAGAACCGCCCCCCUCCCCACCCCAAGCCGAAGUCCCCUGGCCCAGCCCUGGGUAUGGGACAGACAGACAUGUAAACUGAAGAGUGUUGGAACCAGUUAAAAAUGGUCUUCUGAUCAACAAGGUACCUCUUUGUGAUAGGACACAGCCUCAAUAUGCUGGCUCUGACUCAGUCUCUCCCGCCUCUGUUGAACCCAAGCCAUUUUAUAAAGCCCAAUCUGCUGUCCCACCGCUCAGACCCUCCUCCCUUACGUGCUGCUAGUUUCUACUCAAAGCUCAUGCAUGACUAAUGCUUUUUAAAUGAGGUCUAAAAAAUAAUUACUAAUCAAGAGUAUUAUUUUUUAAACAGACCUUUUUCUAUUCUUUAUAUAAACUCUAUUGUGUUGGUCUAACAAGACACUAUUUUUAAAAAAAAAUUUUUUUUACCUUCUCCCAUAGCACUUAAAAGAUAUUUUGUAAAGACUUUGCUGUAAAGAUUUUGUAAUAAAAUGGUCUAAGGGCUCCUUCUCCAACAUUACCAUUUUUUAAAAUGUUUUAAAGGCUAGAAAACAACGUAUGUAUAUUCUGUAUAUGUAUAGCAGCACAUUUCAUUUAUGGAAAUAUGUUCUCAGAAUAUUUAUUUACUAAUAUAUUUAUCUUAAGCCAUGUCUUAUGUGGAGAGUGUGACAUUGUUGGCAUAAUCAUUGAAAAUGACUAACAUGAGGCCCUGUAAAUACAUGAUAAUUGCACACAGAUUUUACAUAUUUGCCGACCAAAAAUGAUUUAAAACAAGUUGUAGUCUUCUAUGGUUUUGUAACAAAUUGUACAAAUGACUGUAAAAAAAAAAAAUACAAUUUUAUCAAGUACGUGUUA